UGGAAAAGCGGGCUUCCUGCUUGCCGUAGCCGACUACGUUGACAACAUGGCGUCCACGGAUGUCCACGUCCGAAUAUGUGAACAAGAAAUACUUAAAUAUGAUUUGGAAAUCAAGGCUCUCGUCCAGGAUAUUAACGAGUGUGAAGGCCCUCAAAGCCGGCUGACAGAACUGAACGCAGAUGUGAAAAAGAGUUUUCACAAUCUCAGAUUGCGUAUUCAGGAUUUAGAGCAGAUGGCGAUGGAGCAAGACAAAGAGUCUGACAAGCAGAAUUUGAUGGCUCAAGUGGAGGGACACAGAAAGCAGAUGCUCAGUAACCAGACAGUUUGGAGGAAAGCCAACCUGGCCAGCAAACUGUCCAUAGACAACAUGGAGAAACAGGCUCUACUGAGGGGACCGGACAGUACUGCGAGGCAGAGAAAGAUGACCAAAGAGGGCCUGGCUCAGACCACCAGUGACAUCACAGAGAAUCUGAUGAGCAUCAGCCGGAUGAUGGCGCAGCAGGUCCAGCAGAGCGAGGAGACCAUAACAACACUGGCGACCUCCUCGAGGACGGUCCAAGAGACCAACGAUGAGUUUAAGACCAUGACGGGGACCAUCCAGCUCGGGAGGAAACUCAUCACCAAGUACAACCGCCGAGAGCUGACAGACAAGCUGCUCAUCUUCCUGGCGCUCGCCCUCUUCCUCGCCACCGUCCUCUACAUCCUCAAGAAGAGACUGUUCCCCUUCUUGUAGACCAGGUACCUUCUGAGGACUCUUCCCGGUCCACAAACAGUACUUUACAUAGUCAGCCUGAAGGAUGUAAACAACUUUGAAUGCUGCUUCUCACAUCAGUGUCUGCUCAGAGGAGUGUGGACGACUCCCUCUGCUGCUCUGUGAUGCUGCACAAAGAGGAAGAGAAACCUACACAGUCUCCAAACAGUGUUUAAUUUAUUAAAGAGUUUAAUUUAUCACUAAAUAAGAAAGGUUAACUGUGUGACAGUAAUGCUGUGCAUUGCUUCUCAUGAAAUCAGUUGAUUUGAAUUGAUUUAUGUAAUAGAGACGAUAAUCCUGUUUGUAGCUCUCACACACCUGAAUCAGUGGCUCUAAGUUUCUCUAAACUCUGCCACGAGUGCGGAUAAUGACAGCUCUGAUACUCGUGUUAAUCUAAGGGGAAACAAUAAAAUCUUUUUUUUUUUUUAAAGGCAAUGACCCUUUAAUUUAACAAGCUUUGAUUGGCACACAUGAUGCCAAAACAUUAUUAAAGAAGCUUAUAAUUGAAUGAAUUACUGUUAUUUAAUAGUAGGUAUAUAGUCUCUGAUCUUAUUUUCCCUGUGGGGUAAUAAAGUACUUUUGGUCUGUAGAAUAACAGGAAGCACAUUUUGGGAUGAAUAUUUGGACAGUCUUAGGUUUCUAAGUGAGGAGGGUCCCAUUAUAUAUCCAAACAAUGUCAUGAAGUAAAUUAUUUUAUUGUGAGUCUAACUGUUAUUAAUGACCUUGUACUUAAAAAGUAAGGUUGGAUUAAUUCUAGCAUUAUAAUAACUCUUUUUGGGAUUAGCAUAUUAGAGCAACUUUCAACUUUGACACAAUAAAAUCCAAAGUGCAGUCACUUAGUUUACACCUCACCAGCUGAACCAUCAGAUCAGCACAUGCACUUAUACACAUACACCCUGUCCUAAUGUUGUAUUUGACAAAAAGACCACCACAGGAGAGUGCACACUUCACUCCAUCUCUGCCCGUGUGAGCCGGGCUCAGGUCAGCGGCCGAGCAGUGAUCACACGGGCAGAGAUAGAGCAGCAUGCAUCCCUGCCUUUCUUCAGAUAAGACCCGGAAAAGCAGAUUAAUCUGACCCGUUUCCCUCUCCCUUUUCCAGUGUGGGUGGAGGGUGAGGGAGGGGAUAUUUUUAGGUUUGUGUGGCGUUGUUAUCUGACGUUGCCUUUUCAACACCUUGGAGGAGGAGGGGGGGGGGGGGGCGAGGAGAUACAUGACCUUGCUCCCCUUUUCUGAAAGCGCCUGGCAUUUAAUGUUAAAUAUAUGUUGAUGCUGUCAGUGUUGAUGAUCAAUAAAUUCCAAUAAUUGUUCAACAUCCU
Labrus mixtus (cuckoo wrasse) is the source of this 2067-nucleotide messenger RNA. It is a transcript of the gene bnip1a, whose product is annotated as BCL2 interacting protein 1a. Gene Ontology annotation, molecular function: SNAP receptor activity. Gene Ontology annotation, cellular component: endoplasmic reticulum; SNARE complex. Gene Ontology annotation, biological process: retrograde vesicle-mediated transport, Golgi to endoplasmic reticulum. The transcript has 6 exons. The record is from RefSeq and is a predicted model, not a curated record. Lineage: Eukaryota; Metazoa; Chordata; Actinopteri; Labriformes; Labridae. The coding region runs from base 47 to 733 and encodes 228 amino acids.